UGUUUUACAUGGAUGUAAACAAUCAGUGAUAAAUAUGACAUUUUUAAUUAAUAAUAAAAAAUAUUUAUUUUCUCACUUGAUGUUAAUUUAAAAAGAAGUGGAAAAAAAGUUUGUAUCUUUACUUUUAUGUUUUUUUUUCAAAAGAAAUGCAAAUGUGAUAUUUUUAUUUAAAUAAAUUAUUAAAAUGUCAGACGCUUUUGAAGAAAUACAAGCUAUUAAAAUUAAGAGAAAUUGUUUACGUGAAAAAUUACAAAAGCGAAAAAGAGAGAGAAAUGAAUUAUUUACACUUACCUCGACAGCUUCAUUGUCAUCUUCACCGUCUUCGGAGUCACAAAAUGUUAUUGUUGAAACCACUGCAUCGGUACGUUCUGAUCAUUCCGAAUAUGAACAUGACGUUCUUUGUAUAUUACAUGAAUCAACUUCGCAUUUACCAAUAACAUCAGCCGAUCUUUUGGAUCAAUUGAGAAAAAAUUUAAGCGCCGAUGUUUCUUAUGAAGACAUGAAUAAAAUAUUGGAAAAAUUAGCCGCACAGGAUGUUAUAAAAAUGAAGGAAGUUACGGAAAAUGGAGUUUUUGGUUAUACAAUAUUCUCAGUGAUUGAGGCGCAAUCAAUUCAAUCGCCAUAUCAAUCGCUCAUUGUUGAGAGUCCAGAUCGAACUGAAUCAUCAGUUUCAGAAUCAAAUGAAGAUUGUCCACCGCCUGAGAAACAAUCGAAACAAGAUAAAAUCGAAGAUAUCAUGUCAUUGAUAUCAAUGCCAACAAUUCGUGAAAAAGAAAGUAAAAAAGUUGGCGAACAAAUUCUUGAUCUUCUAUCGAAACAAACGUCUAAGGAAAAAUCAUUAGCCGAAAGAUUUCGUUCGCAAGGUGGUGCACAAGUUAUGGAAUUUUGUCCCCACGGAACACGUAUUGAUUGUGCAAAAAUUAAUCACGCAAGUGGUGGUAAAUGUAAAAAAUUACAUUUCAAGAAAAUUAUUCAAAGUCACACUGAUGAAUCGUUGGGCGAUUGUAGUUUUUUGAAUACUUGCUUUCAUAUGGAUACAUGCAAGUAUGUUCACUAUGAAGUGGAUAGUUCACAGCAACAGAGGGAAAAUCAUGUUUCACUUGACGGUGAGAAUACGAGUACGACAAAUAUUGAGACAAAUGCAAGUGCAAGUUCAAAUUGUACAACGGGAAGUGAAUUAACACUUUAUCCACCGCAAUGGAUACAAUGUGAUCUUCGCUAUUUGGAUAUGACAGUUUUGGGUAAAUUUGCUGUUAUAAUGGCCGAUCCACCAUGGGAUAUUCAUAUGGAACUUCCCUAUGGAACAAUGUCUGAUGAUGAAAUGCGACAAUUGGGAAUUCCUGCAUUACAAGAUGAGGGUUUAUUGUUUCUUUGGGUAACGGGACGAGCAAUGGAACUUGGACGUGAAUGUUUACAAUUAUGGGGCUAUGAGAGAGUUGAUGAAAUAAUAUGGGUGAAAACAAAUCAAUUGCAACGUAUUAUACGUACAGGACGUACGGGUCAUUGGCUAAAUCAUGGAAAGGAACAUUGUCUCGUUGGAAUGAAGGGCAAUCCGCGUAUUAAUCGUGGAUUAGAUAGCGAUGUUAUUGUCGCUGAAGUUAGAGCAACAAGUCAUAAACCUGAUGAAAUUUAUGGUAUUAUUGAACGUAUGAGUCCUGGUACGAGAAAAAUUGAAUUAUUCGGUCGUCCACAUAAUGUACAACCAAAUUGGAUAACUCUCGGUAAUCAAGUGAAUGGCAUUCAUUUAAUUGAUCCACAACUUAUAAAAGCAUUUAAAAAACGAUAUCCCGAUGGAAAUUCCAUGAAACCUUGUAAAGUUUAGAAUUUUUUAGUGCAAAUUAUUUCAACCCUGUAAAGAACUCGAAAAAAAUAUUUAAGGUGAAAACUUUUAUAUAUAUAUAUAAAAUAAUGAAAAAGUUGACUAUAAAACUUAAAAGUGAAAUAUAUACUUUUAUUAAAGUAGUAAA
Molecule: messenger RNA, 1967 nt
Organism: Leptopilina boulardi
Lineage: Eukaryota; Metazoa; Arthropoda; Insecta; Hymenoptera; Figitidae
Gene: Mettl3
Product: N6-adenosine-methyltransferase subunit METTL3
Exons: 4
Coding region: 185-1822 (545 amino acids)
Cellular component (GO): nucleus; RNA N6-methyladenosine methyltransferase complex
Molecular function (GO): mRNA (2'-O-methyladenosine-N6-)-methyltransferase activity; mRNA m(6)A methyltransferase activity
Source: RefSeq, a predicted model, not a curated record